CGAGGCUCUCUCCUCCCCUUUAUCCGACUGUUAUCCAUAUCUACUUGCUCCUCCUGCUCACUGAGAAAGAUAAGAGGGCAGUUCCGCGGUUUAUACAUGUACAUCAUCAGCUACCAACACACACACUUAUUAUUGUUAGGUGUUACGGUAUAGCACCUAAUUUUUAGGUCAUUUGAAUUUGGCGCUCGCUCGUCUGCACCACAAGGGGAAAACAAAACAAAACAACAACAACAACAACAGCAACAUCGACAGCGAAGCAAAGCAAAGCAGAGCAGAGCAGAGCAAUCCAUCUAUUUCUAACCCUACUCUUAUCUCACUCUUCCUCUUCCCGUCGCUCUCACUAUCAUCAGUCUCACUCCAAGCCCUUGAACCUUUGUUACAGCUAGCCCGAAUAUAAAUUACUUGCCGCACUCUACAAUCAACUAGAUACAUAAGGACGGGACUCGAUUCUCCUUUCUAUCUUUUGACUUCAGACCAUUCUAUACCUCCCUCCCUACCUCCUGGGUACUUUCUAUACUUUCCAUACUUUCCAUACUCUCUCAUUCCGUUUCAAGUCGUCCAAAGGCUGGCAGACUGCUUGGAUUUUAUUGUUGGUCUUAUGUAUGACUGAGAUGAGAAACUAACAUUGCACUGUACUUGUACUUGAAUUUUGCGGAGUGCUCAUGCUAUCGUCGUUGAUUAAUUUUACAUCCAUAUCAAAAUGACCUCAGGCUAUCCGUAUUCACCCAAUUACAACAACAACGAUAACAACAGAAAUCCGAAUUCGGCAUCAUCUGCCAACUCGAACUCAAACAACCGUUCACUAUGGAACAGAGAAUCUUUUCCUAGUAGAGGAGAGGAACUCGAAUCUUUAACUUUACCUCCAAUUAGUCGGUCAAAUCCCGACAAUAGAUUGGGGCUACCUGCAAUAUCAUCAUCACCACUGUUUGUAUCAGAUUCCCACACAGCACUCGAUUUGAGGAGCAAUGCACCGGCAAUGACACUUGGAGCCGUAUCUGCCUCUACAACUACAGCAACUACAACAAAUUCAAAUUCAGAACCUGGCCAAAGUCGAAUAAAACGCCCUCGAAGCUCAUCUCCCCCUGAUCUUUUUUCUUUUGAUCCUUUCGACGAAAUCAACCGGUAUCGAUCACCACCUCCAUUACCACUAUCAAACUCACGGCCAUCCUCGCAACCAGGAAGAGGGUCCUCCUUCUACGACGACGACGCCGAGGCCUUGGAAAAUUUCGACUGGGAUAGCUUUCUUUCACAAGACAACGAAAACGACGAGGAGAUUGACGAUCCAUUUGCAUCGCCACCACGAAUUUCCAAUCAAGCGUCUGAUAGUUACGGUAUAGUCGAUCUCACCGAUUCAUCACCAGCUAUGGUUCCCCCACCCGAAAUACGCAGAGCUCUUAGCGGCCCUAAUUUACGCCCAGCUACAUCCGCUAGACCAAAUUCCCCAAAACGACGAAAGCCCUCAGCUGGUAUCUCAAAGUCUGCAUCUGCAAAACGUCGCAAGCUUUCACCAUCUGCAACCCAACCUGAGGAAGAUGUCGAAGUCGUUGAUCUCGCGGAGAAUUCAAAUCUGGAAGAAUAUGAAGCUGCGAAGGCGAAAAGACAGGAAGACUUAAUCAAACAACAAAACCAAGAUGAAGCAACAAAACCAGUCAAAUUGGUGGAGUUCCAGUGCAUCAUAUGUAUGGAUAACCCGACGGAUCUGACGGUUACACAUUGUGGUCACCUCUUCUGUUCCGAGUGUCUUCACUCAGCACUACACGCAGGAAAUAACGGCAGGAAAUCAUGCCCCGUUUGUCGAACUUCAAUUAGCACUACGAACCUGCCGGGUCGAAAACCACCUAAAAACGGCACUUUUCCUAUAGCGAUCAAGUUAAUGACGGCGAACAAAAUGGGGAAGAAACCCAAGAGGAAUUGAUGGCUUCGUUGAAAGAGAUCUGAGGGUAUAUCAUAUCAGGGGUUUAUUCAGCGGGCAGUGGCAAUGGAGGGCUUUCUUCGAAUGGAUUAAUAGUAAAGGCCACGGCGUUAUUGGCUGGACUGGGAUGGACUGGACUGACAAGAUACCACAUCUGGGAACUGGAACUUCAACGCUUUGCACACUGGCAAGCCGACAAACAUCACUUCUAUGAUUUUUGUGUCUGCGUAAUAGCCUUAUACGAAGAUAGAUUGGAGGGCUAGUUGAGAGAUCUCGCCAUACUUAUAACACAAGGCAAUACUUUCUGCAGUAAAACAGAAGAUGCCGAGGAAAAUACUGCCCUUUUCAGGUUUGGUUUCCGCGAUCGGUCAUUUUUUCCCCAUAAUGCAACAGUAAUAUUUGGUGCUGUCAAUUGUGAAGUUAGUGAAAAAGAGCA
Botrytis cinerea B05.10 is the source of this 2348-nucleotide messenger RNA. RefSeq lists its product as hypothetical. The record is from RefSeq and is a predicted model, not a curated record. The transcript is spliced from 3 exons. Bases 701 to 1915 code for a protein of 404 amino acids. Lineage: Eukaryota; Fungi; Ascomycota; Leotiomycetes; Helotiales; Sclerotiniaceae.